CCUUUUUUUUAAUACAAGAUGGUUCUUACUCAUUCAGGCGUUGACCACUUCAACCGUUACUUAAACACCACUGUAGGUCGUGAGAAGCUUUGUCGUCUUGUACAAUACUUUGCUCGUUUCUACGCCUUCUAUUUAUUUCGUAGUGGUGCACCCAAGGACACCAUUCAACGCUGGGUCGACUUGAAGACUCAUCUUGGUAACGGUCGUAAAUUCUUUCGUCUUUUAAAGCCUGUUGAAUUUGCUCAGACUGGCGUCAAGAGCUUGACUAUUAAAGACGAGGUCUUACGUUAUACCGCUGUUGCCAAACAAAUCGGUAUGGCAUUCUAUUAUCUUUCUGAGGUCUUUGUUUUAGCAAAUUCUAUCAAUUUUUACAAGUCCCCUAAUAUCAAGAAGAUCACCGAGCUUGGUCAAAGAUGUUGGUUUGCUGCUAUCACCGCGUCUCUGGUUUCAGGUUUGUACAAGUUCAAGCAAAUCAAGGUUCGCGAGCACAUGCUUGAGAAAACUCGCAAAGCCAUUGUCAACACUGAGGAAAAAUCAGAGGCUCAAUUUGCCGAAUUAAAGGCUCAAGAAAAGCAAUUAGCAAAGGAUAAAUAUAAUACCAGAUAUGCUUUCAUCCAAGAUGCUGUCGACAUCAUUAUUCCUUCCACUGGUUUAGGUUACUUAAAGGCUGAUGAGGGAAUUGUCGGCUUAGCUGGUAUUACUACAUCUGCAUUAGCAAUGAUCACUCAAUGGAACAAGUUAGCAUAGAGUAUCAUUUUUGAUCUUUUGAAUAAACCAUAUAUUAUAUCACCCCA
Messenger RNA from Mucor mucedo, 794 nucleotides. RefSeq names its product peroxisomal biogenesis factor 11. The record is from RefSeq and is a predicted model, not a curated record. Gene Ontology annotation, biological process: peroxisome fission; regulation of peroxisome size. Lineage: Eukaryota; Fungi; Mucoromycota; Mucoromycetes; Mucorales; Mucoraceae. The coding region runs from base 19 to 747 and encodes 242 amino acids. The transcript is spliced from 4 exons. Gene Ontology annotation, cellular component: peroxisomal membrane.